GGGGGAUAUACAUACGAUAUUAUUAAUCCACCAUUGCCAUAGCAUGGCAAGGACAGGGGAACGACCCAUGUGAUGUGCGGAGAAUUAACAGGCCAAGCCUAGAUUGGAAUGAUCUCGAUCUUGGGAAGGUGAGCAUGAAGUCAUCGUAUAAAAAAGCAGAAUUCGACGCAGACUUCAUUGCCUUCUGCUCUUCUUUUCCCUAUGCCCUUUGGUAUCGUAUUUUCAAGUAGUUUAACAAGAUCUCUAGGCUACGUUCACGUACAUGGCGUCGUCAUCUCCCCCUACUCACCCCUAUUUUGCACCACGAUAUGUGAUAGCCGCCGUUGCUGUUUCUCUCGGUGGCCUGCUCAAUGGCUACGAUACCGGGUCUAUCGGUGCCAUCACGCACAUGCAGAAGUUCACCGAGUCCGUAGGCCAGCUCUCGGCGAGCAUGCUGGGUAUCACGGUCUCGAUAAUCAUGCUGACAGGUACUCUGCCAUCCCUGUUUGCCGGGCACUUCGCCGACAAGUUCGGGCGAAUCACAAUCAUCAUCCCCGGCGCGAUCCUGUUCGGUGUCGGGGCCCUAGUUCAAGGCUUGGCUCACGGUUUGGCCCAGUUCACCGUCGGCAGGGCGAUUGCCGGGUUUGGUCAGGGCGUGUUCCUCAGCAAUAUCAACGUCUAUAUUUGCGAGAUCGCGCCCAUGAGAUGGCGUGGUACGCUUACUGGAUUACCUCAAUUCAUGGCUACCGCUGGUGUUUGCGCAGGAUACUUCACCUGCUACGGGACUGUUAAUUUACAAUCUGAUCUGGCUUGGCGCGUGCCAUACAUUUUACAAUGUGCUUUCUCGGCUGUCCUCGCAUGGAGCUGCCUCCUGCUCCCAGACUCCCCUCGCUGGCUCAUGCUACAGGGACGACAGGCAGAUGCGCGUCGUGCUCUGGAGCGGCUUGACUUCAACAUGGCAGAAGCCGAGCGUGACUUCCUCAUGACCACAGAACAGUCGCCUAGUCUCACUCCGUGGCAGGGUAUGGCGCUCUUGUUCAAGAGGGGAUAUCGUGCUCGCACUAUCUUGGCGCUGUUUAUCCUUGGGAUGGUUCAGCUGUCCGGUAUAGAUGGUGUGCUCUAUUACGCCCCUAUUCUUUUCGAACAAGCCGGCAUAUCGUCAGAAAAUGCCUCGUUCCUCGCCUCUGGUCUCUCUUCCAUCCUCAUGCUUCUUAUCUCUAUCCCAGCUUUCUUGCUUGCCGAUAAAUGGGGACGUCGAACCUCCGCCAUCAGCGGCGGUAUCGCAUUGGCAGCCUGUAUGUUCCUAAUGGGUAGUCUUUACGCAGCAGAUGCUGUUCAUCCCUACGGCGUGGCCAGGUGGUUUGUCAUCAUCGCCGUCUUCGUUUUCAGUCUCACGUAUUGCGCCACCUGGGGAAUCGUAGGCAAGAUUUACGCCAGCGAGAUCCAGCCAGGCCACACGCGAGCAGCAGCCAAUUGCGUUGCUAUGGGCCUAUGCUUCGGAACAAACUUUUUGGUAGCUAUCUGCACUCCAAUAUUAUUGGAAGCGUCUGCGUUCGGUGCCUAUUUCUUGUUCGGUGGCCUUGCGAUGGCUACCGUGGCUGUGCUCGCCUUGUAUAUGCCUGAGACUCGCGGCCGUUCUCUUGAAAAUAUUCAGGAGGCGUUCCACCGACCCUCCGCGGUAAGCAGUCUCACGCAAUUACUGCAACCGCUAGGUUUUGGUGCAAGGCGUAGGACCCAUCAAACUGCUCAUGAACCAACAGCAGGCGAAGAGACUGAGUUGGAGCCCAUUGACGCAACUGAAGCGGUUGCUGCUAGUGCUAUCUCAGUCGAGGCUGUCCCUAGAGCUCUGAGACUCGAUGUUUCGGUGUAACCCAUGGGCCUUUUCUCGAUACAGCAUACUAGUUACUAUUUGUGAUGGCUUGACAUAAAUCAUCCUAGUUUAUGGGUGCUACUAAUCAAGAGCAUUACUAUUUCAGUAGUAGUCAAUUUCAGUACCGCUUCUCUCACCGCCUGCCUAAAAGGGUUACUACUUAGAGAUUCCCUAUCCGCAUUACCAUACAACAUAUUAACCAAUAUAUUGUAUUAAAUCUUAUAAUACAAAAUACGAAAAAUAUAUAGUUAAGUUUACUUCAAUUAGAGCUUUCUAAUAAUAUAAGCCUCGAUUCGAUGUAUGUAGUAUGUUAAAAGCUAUUGUAAGAGAUAGUCAAUUGAAUAUCGAUGUUUCGCGGAAAGGGGGCGCCACCACUUAUACAUAGGUACCUACCUACCUAGACCUACUUUCGUGCUUGAAUAGCUUUUGAAAUACUGCAUACAUUAAAUUGAAAUUUAUAUCAUUAGAAAGCUCUAAUUAAGGCAAAACUGGAUAUAUAACUUAUCUUUCGAUUGAAGAAGAUAUAAUGGUUGAUAUGUUGGGAGAUGUGGUAUGUAAUUGAAUGAGGCUCUGCGGGAGGCGCUUUAGCGGUUGGGCGCCUAUUGAAUAUAUCUUCGAACAGCAUUUAAAAUACACCAUUUAUCUAAUUGAUAUUUAUAUUAUUAGAA
Messenger RNA from Daldinia caldariorum, 2517 nucleotides. RefSeq names its product putative MFS sugar transporter. The record is from RefSeq and is a predicted model, not a curated record. Gene Ontology annotation, biological process: carbohydrate transport; transmembrane transport. Gene Ontology annotation, molecular function: carbohydrate:proton symporter activity. Lineage: Eukaryota; Fungi; Ascomycota; Sordariomycetes; Xylariales; Hypoxylaceae. The coding region runs from base 263 to 1849 and encodes 528 amino acids. The transcript is spliced from 2 exons. Gene Ontology annotation, cellular component: membrane.